This is a messenger RNA of Spodoptera littoralis (African cotton leafworm), 5412 nucleotides long. The record is from the annotation of a GenBank genome assembly. NCBI's taxonomy places the organism in Eukaryota, Metazoa, Arthropoda, Insecta, Lepidoptera, Noctuidae.
CUUAUAUCAAACGUAAAAUAUUACCAUCAGAUUCAUAAGUUUUGGUGUAAAUGAAAUGAAAAAAAUAUACUAAGUAUGGCUGAAAUAUUGAAAGAGUGGUUAACUGAGAGGCUGAACCGUCCUAUAUCAUGGGAAGCGGAAGAAUUUGGAGAUAUGAUGAAAAAUGGUUAUGUAAUUGCUGGUGUACUGAACAGUUACAAUGUUAUUAACGACGAGAAACAUUUUUUAAUAAGAGCUAGCUUAGCACAAGAAGAUAUUAAAAGCAACUGGAAAUAUUUAUCAGAAUGGUUAGCUGAUAUUAAUGUUUACGUAAGUGCCAGUGAUCUAGAAAACAUAAUGGAUGGCAAGGGUUCUUCAAUAAUUCGAUUAUUUUAUAAAAUGUUUCUACAUUUGGACAAAAGGGACAGAACAAACUUUAUCAAACGUGAAAGGAAAAUGGUGUCCAGUUUAAUAGAGAAAAUUGGUCACAGAUUUAAAGUAGACAACAUACCAGAAGGAGAAGAAUCCAUAGUCGAUGAUCUUGCGAAGCCAUUAUUGAACGAACAACAUUUUAUUGAAUGGCAAAGAAAGAAAACGGAGCAAGUAAAAGAUACGUAUGAAUAUAUUCGGCAUAAAUAUUCGAAAAUGUUAACAAAUAUAACUGAAGCACACACUCCAAUGCGCUAUCAAAAACCUACAAUGCCUCCAAAAUUAUCGAGCAAAGAGCGCCAGGAAAUGGAACGAUUCGCUUUAAAGUACCCUUGUAAAUUCGAAAAUUAUACGUAUGAUCAGUUAGUUUCAAUGGAAUUGCAAGCUAAAGAUCAAAGAACCUCUUUUUCUGAUUCUGAAUGGACUAAAGCUUAUAUGAAUAAUCUUUACAGUAGAUUACAUAAGAAAUCGGAUUCUGAGGAAUUUCAGAAACAAAUUCGAAACGUUCUAAGUGGAACAAUGUGGGAUCUAUCUAUUGCUGAAGAAGAAAAUAAGUUGGAUACUCAACUGGCAAAGAAAGUCAUGAAAUUGUCACAAUUUGAGAAACAAAUGUGUACGCAGAUUAUGGAGACAAAACAGCAAGCGCGAAAUUUAGUAAAGAAUAGAAUUCAAGCUGAAAAAGAAUUUGCAGAACAAAGAGAACUCCAAUUUAAUCAGUAUCUAGAUAACGUGAAAGAACAAAUUCAAUUAGAAAUGACAGAAAUUGACUUCGAAAAAGAGAGACAAAAUGUACUCCAUAAAAGGUUGUAUGCGGAAAAAAUGAGACGAAAACGAUUACACUAUUAUGAUAUUUGCUACAAUACGAUAUUAUCGAUUGUGGACUAUGCAACGAAAUACGCGUACUUUAAAAGACUUAUAGGAGACGAUAUUCCAGAACAUUACUUACACGAAUGGAAGGUUUUAUAUUACAAACAACAGCCAAUAUUCGACAUUUUAGAACCUCCAGAAGAUAUUUUGAAAGAAAAAGUUGAAGAAGAAACGACUCCGGUAGAAGAGGAAAUAGUUAGACUCGAACUAGAAAGACAAGACGCACUUAAUGAUAAUGAAUUCAAAGUUUACCAUGAUUACUCAUAUCCUUGGACUUUAGACUUAUUGAUUCCUAAUUAUGAUCCAGAGUCUGAAGAAAGGAAAUAUGAAUAUUUAGGAACUCGCGUAUUGGGUCAUAUGGUUUACACUUUGCUUGGAAUAAAAUAUCCGCACCCACCACCGUUACCACCAGCUGACUUACCAUCGUAUACAGCUAAAGCGGUAAUCCGGGGCCUGCCGGAAAGAUCGUUAACUGUGCCAAUGCAAAUUCUGCUUAAUAUAAGAAAAAUACACGUAGUUCGACUUGAAAAUGCAAUAAAUUUUUGCCUUAGAAAAUUUAAAACUGAAAUGAUAGGCUGUACCGACAUUGAUUUGUCAUUCGAUAAGUUUAUAGCGGCUGCUCCAGAGGAAGAGGAUAAAGAACUUAUAAAGUUAAUGAAGUUGGAAGAUGAUACAUUCAAUAAAAGUAACGAGUCGGCGCUUGCUGCUAUAUUAAGUGUUGUUACCGCUAAUUCUAAACAAACACAAACUCCAAAAACAAUCCCAGAAGAAGACAUUAAAUUGUCUGAUGCUGCAGAAUUGGGUAGAUAUGCUUAUGAAUCUUUGGGUAUUGGUGAUACUCUGACAGAUCAUCUAAUAGCAGCAACAAUUGUUGAAUACCUUAAAGAUCAAGAUGACAUUUCAGGUUUUGUAAUAAUAAACUACCCUAACUCCUAUAGGGAAGCACAAAUUCUCGAAGAAACAUUUUCUGGGCGUACACCACCAAACGAGAGCGAACUAGAGGAUAGAGAUGAUAUUUAUCUGGAAGAGUGCAUUGCGAAGCAUCGCAAAAAAGAGAAAGAUUCCCAUAAGGACGUAAGGAUCUCUAGACUUGUAAGCGAUCCUCAUAAAAAAAUCUGUGAUAAACCGUUUGAAAGCUAUUUCACAUGUUAUAUCCAUCUAAAAGAAAGUGCAGAUAUUCUUCAAGAACUUGUAAUUUGGGAUUUAACGGAAACUAACUCUGAGUUAAUCGAUCGGUUUUACGCAAUACUAGGUCUUAAUUAUAGUAUGUACUACGAGGGAAUAGAUAGAGAAAUAUUGGCUCAAAUUUGUAAAUACAUUAUUGGUGACUUGGCAAUGCCUUUAAAAUCUGCUGAUACUCUAUUCGGAGAACAUGUUUUAAGUUGUCUUGAGUUUCCAUUAAAUGAUGAUAGAAAACAAAGAUCUAGAAUUAUCAAACCCGAAGCUAUGAAUGGGAAAUCUAAAGAAAAAAUGCAUAGUACAAAACCAAGUAAAAGUUCUAUGAUGCCACUUGAAGUAGUAAAGGAACCCUCGACAGAAGAAGUUGUGGAUGAACUGAUACACGAAGAAACGGACGGAGAAGAAAGUUAUAGGACUUUGAGUAUUGAUGAAAUAAAGUUAUUAGCUGGAGAGGAAGAUUGGGAUUAUGGAGACCUACCCAUUCCUCCAUUAAUAGGUGUUGCAUUGGCGACUUGUUGGCAAGAAAUUGAAAAAGUUUACAUUAAUGAUAUGCAGCAAUUGUUCUUCGCAAAACGACUGCAAAUGAACUGUUUGAUUCCUUACGCAAGAUUCAUUAAGGAUAAAAUGGAACAAAUCAUCACUUUACCUUCGAAUAAACAAGAUCUUGUAUGUAAUUUUCAAAGGGAAUACAAUGAUUUUGAAAGUGACUGGCGUGAUAUAAAUGUGACUAAAAACGAAUGGCACUGCAGAGUUAAAGAGUUACAAAAUAAAUUGUAUAAAAUUUGUGAUGCGCGAAAAUUGCGAGCUGAACAACAAAGGAACGCUUUAAUAAGCGACAACUGGACUAUGGAAGAACUGACUACCUUGGUGAAUACCUAUAUUUCUUGUAUGCAAGCAGAAUUAAACAGAUCUUUUUUGACGUUUCAAUCGCUCCAUGACUUUUAUUUUUCCAUGAUCAAGCAUAUGCCGUCAAAUGACAAAAUAUUAUUUAAAGAAUUGAUCAAAGUUUAUAGAGAUUCGGAUGACGUAUCUGGUAGUAGGAGAGGAGCAGAAGACAAAGUUUUUAGACAAUUGAAAUUGGGAUUCCAAGAACUGCAACAUAAAAAUAUGGAAAUCGAUUUUAAUAAUAACCCUUUUAAUUUAAUUGUAGAAAAUAAUGUGAAAUUCGCUUUAAAAGUUAUAAAAGAAACUAAUGAUUCUUAUCGGUCUGUGAUUGCCAAAGAAUAUAGCGAAGUAGCAAAAGUGCAGCCCCCUACAAAGAAGAAGGAAGAAAAUACGUCUGAAGAAUCAAUAAAUGCUGAGGAAAUCUUCAAAGAGCAAGCGCUGAAGUGUAUAGAAGAAUGGACAAUGGGCAUCAAUGGAGAAAUGUAUAGAGCCAGUCUUCGUAUGCAAGCUCUUCAAUACAAAUGUUAUCGCGAUAUGAAAUUAUUUAACGACCACAUUUAUAAAACCUUUACUGAUGUUCAAAAUGAUAUUAAUGAUUACUAUAUAAAUGAGAUUAAAUCUGUUGAUAGACUUUGUAAAUAUUUGCAAAUGGCUGUUGAAAAUGGUAGACCGAUACAAGAGACGCUGGUCCUCGAAAAUGAUACGUUCAUGAUCGAUCCAAAUCUUUUGCAGUUUGCUCCCCCAGAGCCGCCAGCUGAUACGUCAAUAGAUCGAGAGAUAGUCGGGAGUAUGGAUUUCAAAAUCAGUCAGCUUGCUGUUCUCCGGACACAGUUUAAAAUAAUCGCGCCGACUGGAAUUAUAAUGCAGCAAGCUUUCAUUUACCUUCUUCAAGAUUUCAUUUUUUUUGGCAAAGAAACUUGCGAUGGUCCUCUAUUCCCAGAAGCUUGGCUGCGUGUCGAUCCCGAGCAAGUACCUAAAUUUGUCUUUUUGUUGUUCGGGGACACGGUAUACGUUGAUUGGCGCGACUUCCUCAUUUACUCUUUGAAUAUAAGAUUUCCAAAUGUAGAUGAAUUAUUAGAGAUUCGUACAAGAUUUCGAUGUUAUGAUCUAUCGUGUACGGAACUGAUAGAUCGAGAUGAUUUCAUUUCGGAGGAGCUUUGGUUUGAAAAGGAUUUUGAUCCCGACGACAAGCACGCACAGCUGAGAUUGAAUUUAAUAAAACAUUUUUUGUUUGAAUUAUUUGAAACAAUGGAAAAUAAAAUGAAUUAUUCUGCGUUUCUGCUAGCUUUUAGCAAAGAUAGUAAUCCUAUAGUAGGCUUCGCGACAGCGUUGUCUAUGGCCGUUGGCAAGAAGACUUGUUAUGAUCUAGAACAGUGUGGCGAAGUGGUGUGCAAAUUGAUUAAACAGAAGAAGUACAGAGAUGAAUGCUUGGCUUGUGCAAACAAAUGUACGCAGGAGUUUAUAGAUAAACUUUUAGAUAAUGUUAUAAUAUAUUGUGAAGGAACUAGUAUUAUUGAAAUGGAAUAUGUUGCCCCAGUCGAGGAAAAGAAGGGUAAGAAAGGGAAAGUUGGUAAGGCACAAGCCGGGAAAAAAGUACCUGAGCCUGCGGUUAAUGCUCGUGUGAGAUCUCAGAAGAGCUUGUUGUCGAAGACUAAAAUAACGGGAUCUGCGGGUGCUGUCAAGCAAACGUUUGUAUGUCGGCCUUGUGAAGAUGAGGCCGAGGCUGAGGAAAAAGCAUCAAUUAAGCCUGAAAGCAUAGUAGAAGUGAAACUGGAGCCAGAGGAGGAUCCUAACGUAAUGUACGCUGUUAGUCAAACCGUCAUUUGGAACGUUCUACGACUAUGUUUGCCAUGGCAUUUUGUGUUGGUGCCAGAAGCGCAUAAGACGCCUUACGUCGAUCAAAUCACAGACGCGUUGAAGCGUUUGGAGGAGGACACGGAUAAUGGCGACAUAUACGUGUGCAGACUAGUAACAGAUCCCGAUAUAUGCACGUUGAUACACAAGGUAAAAAAGUUCACAACUCUGAGUCUAGCCGAUGAAGUUGUUAAAGUUUUUGCGUCACGGUGCUCGUAA